UAGCACACUUUAAGAACCACUAAUCUAUACCAUUAUACUAACUCUACCUACCAUCUCAAGUUCCCCUAACAGACCUCGAAGCGGCUCUACCUAGGCGCUUUUACUCACACCUCACACAAGACCACCCUCACCUCUCACAGAUCCCCCGUCCACCACCCUCCAAAAUGGUCGCCGACUUCACCAACAAAACCAUCGCCAUAACCGGCGGCGCCUCUGGCAUGGGCCUCUCCAUCGCCACCCUCCUCGCAACGCACGGCGCCUCCCUCUCCCUCCUCGACCUCAACCCCACCACCCUCUCCACUGCCCUCUCUUCCCUGCGCGCCCUCGCGCCCAGCUCCAAAGUCAUCGGCACCGGCGCCGAUGUGCGCAACCGCGCCGAAGUCGAGGGCUGGAUCGCGAAAACAGUCGCCGAGCUCGGCCCCCUGCACGGCGCCGUCAACUUCGCCGGCGUGAUAAACAAGACCAUGGGGAGGCCCGAGGGCAGCAUCGAGCAGCUCGCGCAGGAGGAGUGGGACUUUUGCAUCGGGGUGAACCUAACCGGCGUGUUUCAUUGUUUGCAGGCCGAGGUUGCGAAUUUCGCGCCGGAGGGCGGCAGUAUUGUGAAUGCGGCGAGUGUGCUGGGGCUGAUGGGAAGGGUGAAUGGGGCGGCGUAUGCGGCGAGUAAGCAUGGGUGUAUUGGGUUGACGCGGAGUGUGGCGAAGGAAGUGGGCGGGAGGGGGAUUAGGGUUAAUUGUUUGCGCCGUAAGGGAUAUAUUGAGACGCCUAUGGUGCAGCAGUCGGCGGAGCAAACGACGCUUAGGCUGGAAAAUAAUCCGCAAGUGAAGGCGACGGCGUUGGGGAGGCCGGGGAAGGCGGAGGAAGUUGCAAAUUUGGUGGUGUUUCUAUUGAGCGAUGAGUCGACGUUUAUCACAGGCGCUGUGCAUACGGUAGAUGGUGGGUGGGUUUGCUAG
Mytilinidion resinicola is the source of this 950-nucleotide messenger RNA. Its product is annotated as oxidoreductase. The transcript has 2 exons. The record is from RefSeq and is a predicted model, not a curated record. The coding region runs from base 165 to 950 and encodes 261 amino acids. NCBI's taxonomy places the organism in Eukaryota, Fungi, Ascomycota, Dothideomycetes, Mytilinidiales, Mytilinidiaceae.